This is a messenger RNA of Aethina tumida (small hive beetle), 1701 nucleotides long. Its product is annotated as UDP-glycosyltransferase UGT5-like. Lineage: Eukaryota; Metazoa; Arthropoda; Insecta; Coleoptera; Nitidulidae. Gene Ontology annotation, molecular function: UDP-glycosyltransferase activity. The transcript is spliced from 4 exons. The record is from RefSeq and is a predicted model, not a curated record. Bases 64 to 1632 code for a protein of 522 amino acids.
UAAUAUUUCAUAUCAUAUGCAUUUUGUAUAAAGUUUAUUACAGCAUAUCAAUCAGUUCUCGUUAUGAAUCUUCAAUACUUAUUCAAUUUAACAAUUUUGGUCACAUAUUUUAAUUUCGGACACUCAUACAAGAUAUUAGUGGUAUUUCCAAUACCACAAUCCAGUCAUUUUAUAUUGGGUAGUACCCUCGCAAAAGGUUUAGCAAAUGCCGGACACGAUGUUACAUUUUUAUCACCGACUGAAGAUAAACAUCCACCGGAAAACGGAACUUAUAGGCAACUAGUGCUCCAUCAACUUCAUCAAGAAUACGAACGUCACAAUGUUAAUAUGUUUGAAUUGAUAUGUUCCAUAUUCCAAACAUUGAAAUUUUUUAAUAUGCUGAAUUCAUUGACGGAACUGGUAAUCAACUCCACAGAAGUUGAAGAGCUAGCUAAUAACAAAGAGGAAUUUGACGCAGUGAUCAUCGAGGAAUUUAUGACCGAUGCCCUCAAGGUUUUUCAAUACUUGUUUAAUGCCAAAUUGAUCGCGUACAGUCCAGUGGGACCUAAUUAUAUGAUCAAUGAUUUGGUCGGAAACCCGUCGGCUCUCGCUUAUGUUCCCGAAAUAGAUUUGUCUUUUACAAAUCCCAUGAGUUUUGUCGACCGUGCCGAAAAUUUCCUAAUGUACAUUUCUGAAAUGAUUUUAAAACACUGGGUCAUGAAACCAGCCCAGGAGGAGCUUCUGAGGAAAUAUCAUCCAAAUGCUCCCAGUAUAGAUGAAUUGCGAAGUUGUGUGUUUUUGAUUCUUAUGAAUUCUCACAUUAGUACUCAUCAAGCUACUCCGAUCGUUCCCGGUAUGAUACCAAUUGGAGGAUACCACGUACAACCAUCAAAAGGAUUCGAAGAUCAAGAAUUAAAGGAAUUUUUGGACAACGCAGAUGAAGGUGUGAUUUACUUCAGCUUGGGUUCCAUCUUGAAAAGUACAGAUUUACCAAAAGAAAAAGUAAAUAUUUUACUAAACACAUUUGGACAGUUGAAACAGAAGGUUGUGUGGAAGUGGGAAAAUGAUGAGUUACCCAGUAAACCUAAAAAUGUAAAGAUCAUGAAGUGGUCCCCACAACAAGAGAUUUUAGGCCAUCCAAAUGUGAAGCUUUUCAUUUCACAUGGAGGAUUAUUGAGUACUAUAGAAACUAUAUACCACGGUAAACCUGUGUUGGCUAUUCCAAUAUUUGGAGAUCAACCAUCAAAUACGCAACAGAUGGUUGACGCAGGUUUUGCUUUAAGACACGACUACCAUAAUUUAACUGAUUCCGAAGAACUUCUGGCUAAAAUUAUUGAACUGCUGAACAAUCCAAGAUAUUAUGAUAAUGCUCAGUUGAGAUCAAGAAUAUUUCAUGAUAGAGAAGUUAAACCAAUGGAUACUAUAAUUUUUUGGGUGGAAUAUGUUAUCAGACACAAUGGAGCAUCUCAUCUUAAAGUUGCAGGAAUAAAUUUACCGUGGUAUAAGUAUUAUCUCAUUGAUGUUAUAUUAUUUAUGUUUAUUACGAUUGUCAUCUCAAUAUCAAUAUUUUUAUGGAUCAUGCUUCACAUUUUUAAGAUAUGUUUGAGGAAGACUAACGUGACAAAUAUGUUUGAGUAUAAAAAGAUUAACUAAUUGUAAAUAUUAGAUAAGCUUAUAUCUGUAUAACAUUAAUUUAUUUUAAUAAACAAUUAUAUAAUUGGU